Mytilus californianus (California mussel) is the source of this 4899-nucleotide messenger RNA. RefSeq lists its product as uncharacterized. Bases 114 to 2207 code for a protein of 697 amino acids. Gene Ontology annotation, biological process: regulation of apoptotic process. NCBI's taxonomy places the organism in Eukaryota, Metazoa, Mollusca, Bivalvia, Mytilida, Mytilidae. The transcript is spliced from 8 exons. The record is from RefSeq and is a predicted model, not a curated record.
GUGAUUUGAAAAAAGUAUCGAGUUAUUAAGAAUACAUAUAUUCGGUUUACUUUCAUAUAGCCAAUAGUGUCUGUAUCAAUUUAAGAAUAACAUUACCAGCUGAUGACAAAAGAAUGGACAGGACAAAUAAAGAGACACCAAACCAUAUAAAGUUAGCAUAUAUUUUGUUCAGAAUGUCUCCUGAGUUGAUCAUUAAACAUAUUGAUAGGACAUAUCCCGGAGGCUUAGAACAUGCAAUUAAAGAAAACAAGGAAAUACUGAAAGAACGACUAUCAACAGACGAAUUUAGACAAGUGUGUCAAAUUGAAGUUCAAUUACAACAUAUGAUUCACCCUUACUAUCAUGAACUUGUUAACAACACAACACUUGAUGGCUCAGUUCUGGAUUGUCUAAUAUCGAAAGGUGUUAUAUCAUUAGAAGAGCGAGAGAAGGUCAAAAGAUGCCCAAAUCAGUCUGCAAGAAAUAAAAUGAUAAUUGAUCUUCUAAUGAAUCGACCUUACAACGUCAGAGAUACAUUAAUUGAUGCGUUGCGUAACUCUGGUCUUCAAAACAGCUGCCUGACUGAGAAAAUAAUAAAUACAAAAGUAGAUGCGGCAGCAAAAAACCUAAAGCGAUCAGAAAUAAAUGAAUGCACGAUUAGGCUGGAAAAGAAUUAUUUCAUGUUAGUCCAACAAACUACUUCUCUGGAAAGUGUGAUUGACAGCUUGAUAUCAACUGAAGUAUUGUCCAUAGACGAUUCAAGCGACAUUAUGUCCACAGCAAAUCGAUCUGACCAAGUCAGAGAACUAAUCGGAAAAAUUAGAAAUCAGACAGCAUAUAAACAUUUUCUAUGCGCUUUGCGACUGGAUGAGGUCAACAAGCAACUUGCUGAAGUGUUGGAAACAACAGCGGUUUCCGAAGAGGAAAAGCAUUCUGCAGCAAUUAUGGAUAGCCCAAUAUUCAGAACCAUUUCUAUUGAUAUUGCAAUAGUAAUGUAUAAAGUGAUUAUAGACAUCAAAUCACAAAAUAUCCAACUGGAUAUGAAUAAGAACAUCGUAGACGGUGAAUUGGAGAGACUCCAGUAUUACUGUAAUGAUAUUAUUGACGUUCAAGAGAUUAGUGAUGAACAAUAUGAUGGGAUUUUAAAGUCGGUUGCUUAUAUUAUAGCAAGAAUAUGUUGUUCAUCCCAGGAACUGUCUUUUGAAGUUGAACUGUCCACUGAAGUGAUAAAUGAAAUGCAUAAAGUACUACAAAAUAUGAAAGAUAAUGCAGUUAUAAAAAGCCUCCAGAGAAAACUUAAAGACAUUGAGGAGGAUGGUAAAGAAUGCAUUCCCGAAAAUGUUAGAUCAUCUCAUCUCAAGGUAAUUGAACAAUGGAUUCCUUAUGAAAAAACCUUUGCAGUAACUAAGGCUUCUGAGGAAGUAAUGUCAGCCAUUAACAAACAUAAUUGCGUAAUGAUAAUUGGAAGUCCAGGAUCAGGAAAAACGGCUACCUCUCAUCAUGUUGCAUUGAUUUAUAUGCAAAAAGGGUACCAGCUAGUACCAGUAUAUUCUCCAAGUGAAAUUAUUAAAUACGGAAAUGCAAACAAAAAGCAAAUAUUUUUAUAUGAUGAUAUAUUAGGCGUCUUUGGAGUUAAUCCUGACAAGGUGAAUAAAUUAGAACGAAGACAAGAGCUGCUGUUGUCAGUUUUAGAGAAUGGUUCGAAACUGAUUAUGACGUGUCGUAAAUCAGUAUUUAAGGCAACUGAAAUGCUAUGCGCCUUUCAAUCGACAACGGUAUUUUUCCUAAAACAUGUUGUUGACUUAGAAAGUACGCAGUUUUGUGUAAGCGAAGAUGAAAAACGAUGCAUCCUGAAGAAGCACUGUUCUGAAGUAGGUAUAAACCCAAAUAAGUAUACGUCCUGGUCGUUUGAAUCAGCAAACAUUAUGUUUCCUCUUUUAUGUCGCCUUUUUGCAAAUGAGAAAAAGUACCAAGAUAUUGGAUUGCGAUUUUUCAAUGAACCACAUGAAUGUUUAUAUGAAAAGUUAGAUGAAUUGAAGUGUAGAAGCAAAACCCAUUAUGCAGCACUAGUCUUAUGCAUGAUCAACAAAGGGAAAUUAUCGGAGGACGAUUUUCCAGAAAUUAAGGUCAAGCAAUUAGUUUAUAAUAAAUGUCGGCUUAACGAUGGGACGCCCGAGUUGGAUUUGUUAGAUGCUUUAGAUCAUAUGUUGGAGACGUAUGUGACAUGAUGUGAUGGUGUGUUCCGAUUCAUCCAUGAUAGCAUAUUCGAAGUUACCGCUUCCCAUUUCGGAAAUCAAUAUCCUAAUUUGAUAAUAGAGUACCUAGACAGUAACUACAUUGCUCAUAAGGUGCGGGUAAUACCCGAGGAAUUAAGUCAAUGUUUGUAUGUUAAAGUACGAGAGCAACAUUAUUCGUCCUUGGGAAACAGGAUUUACAGAGAUAUCACGACUAUGGAACUUUUUGAUGUUUUCAUGAACAAAUCAUUGACUUAUGAACCAUUUCUGAUUUUUUUUCUGAAGAUGUUAGGGAAAAAGGCAUAUGAAGAAAUCAAAGACCUCUUUUUGUCCAUUCAAACUGGCAGUAUAUCGACACAUAUCGUUAAUCAAGGGGAGAGCGUCAUCGAAAAAGUUAUGAAUAAAGACAGGUUUAGAGAUUCCUUUGUAAGUAGAAGUCAAGAUAUACUUCUGGACAAAAUAGUUAAAACUGACAACUCAGUAAUAUACCAAAUUCGAGUUCUCAGUUGGGUUAUAUAUUAUAGGCACACAUUGCUUUUGAAGUUUAUUAUUGACUUGGUUUUGUCCAAUAAUGAAUCUACAGACAUAAUAUUUGGUACAAGUGAAACAGAACAAACUAGACUUUUAAUACUCGCAUGCUUCAGUGGAAAUUUUGAUAUGUUGAGAUUGAUACAACAACAUGUAAGCUCUAAUUGUAUAAAUGGAGCUUUGUUACCAAUAACGGCCAGUUGGUCAGAAAAGAAAAAGAAUCCCCACAGAUGCAAAACUCCGUUAUCGGCUGCCUGUUUACGUGGGGAUUUAGCAAGUAUUGAAGAAUUGUUAAAGUUAGGUGCGGAUGUCAAUAUGCCAGACAGUGCAUAUCUUCUCCCUAUUCUAGCAGCUGCCUAUUCAUGUCACUGGGAUGCGAUGGAUCUUUUCAUAAAUAAAAAUGCAGACAUUAAUAAAGGAAAUCACUCUGGAACACCACCGUUAAUACUUGCAGCAACUGUUGGACACACUGAGGCAAUUGUACAAUUGUUAAAACGUGGAGCUACAGUUAAUUUGUGCAAAAAUGAUGGGACAUCUGCCGUACAUCGCGCUUCGGAUAGAGGUCAUUUAGAGGUCUUACGCGUUCUUGUACAAGAAGGAGGAAAUAUCAAUUCAUGCAACCAUGAUGGUGAAUCACCCCUGUUUAUUGCGUCAAAGAAUGGACAUAAAGAAAUAGUAAAGUAUCUUCUUCAGACAGAUGCAAAUGUAAACUUAUCAAAUAACACGUCAAGGUCUCCAUUAUUUGCAGCGUGUUAUCAAAACCACCUUGCUGUUGUAACCGAACUCCUGGAAAACAAUGCACACGUAGAUUUCGUUGAUAAAAACAACAGGACACCAUUAUACAUUGCGUCAAGAAAAGGGCAUGUAAAAUUAAUAAGUACUCUAUUUAAAUAUGGAGCUAAUCCAAAUAUCUGCGACAACCAAGGAAGAUCUCCAUUAUCAAUUGCAACGACUAAUGGGCACAGUGAAGCCUUAAAAGUACUCUUAAAUAACGGUGCUAAUGUAAAUUUACAAGAUGAAAAUAACAUUUCCCCACUUUUCCUAACUUCUGGGAAUACCGAUUUGCAGGGACUACUUUUGCAAUAUGGAGCAGACAAGACCAUUAAGCCUUAUUUAAAUUAUAUAAUACGAUCACAUAUCAAUUGCUGCAAAAAAUAUUAUCUCGUUUUUUUGGGAUUAAUAUUAACUCUGUUUGCUUGUUUAAUAAUCUUUUAUUAAAUAAAUUAACAAUUUUCCUCAUGUAAAAGUAAAUUUUGGGGAACUCAUUUUCCCUUGUUCUUUAUAUACGUACAUGUAUACUAUGUUGUUUUUUUCAUAGCACAGCUAGUAGCUGUUGUAAUUUGAUACCAAAUAUAGUAACGAAGUUAUAUUUCGUGCCAUGUUGUUUUCAUAUAUUGCAUCAAGGGUUUCUAUUGGUAAAGCUGAAGCUAUUUUAUAAACGUUUUUCAGACGCAAUCAUGAUUUGUUUGACGCGUAUCUACGCCAAAGUUGACCGUAAGAGAGGUGAAAGAUACGAAAGAAAUAUUUAAUCUAAGAAAACCGACAAUGCUAUGGCAAAAAACGAAAAAGGACCAACAAUAUGUUUAACUUGUCGGAACCACUGUCCAGUUCUCUUUAUGAGGAAUAUGGCAUUACAUUACCGAAUGCGAUUAAUCCUUGUAUUCUCAUUUGCAAUCAGUAUACUUAACACGACAAGUGUCUGUAAUGAGGUAGGAAGAGAUUUAUCUUUGGAGCACCUCAAUGUAACCUCAGAUUGUCAUAGGAUUAGUAUUGCGUAAUGUUUUAUUUUAUUUUGUAUUUUGUAUUUUUGUUUUGCUGUUUGUUAUUUACCUUUAUUUUAUUUUUCGCAAAGGAUAUAUCUUUUUGUAUGUGAUAUAUUUAUAUGCAAUGCUUUUGACCAAGAACAUUUGCUGUUUAAUUCUACCUCAGCUCUAUUAAGAUUUUUAAUUUUAUAAACAAAAACACUGUUAUAAAUCGCUGUACCUCUAUUUGAGCUGUUGCUUUGAUAUAUUUUUUAUUAGAUAUUUGCAUAACAUAAUUGUAUAUAACUAUAUAAGAAUCACCUGCAGAAUGUUAUAUCGUUUCUGUGAUUUCUUGUAGAGGAAAUCUGAGUGUAAUGGAUUGAACGCGUAUAUAAAUUUCAGUGUGUGUAAUUUAA